AUGAUUCCAUUGAUCACACUCGAGGAGCACUACAGCUCGCGCAGGGUGAGCGAAGCGAGCCCUGAGGCGAAGGCCCACUACGGAGUGCUUCCCCAGCACAUUCGCAGUAAGCUGGAGGCUCUAGACGACGAGCGCAUUCAAGAUCUCGACAACGGGAACGUCUCCGUUCAGGUAAAAUCCCACGGUCCUGGAGACAUCGACGCAUCUCUUUGUACAGCUGUGAACGAUGAUUUGGCUGCUGCUGUUUCGCGACACCCGACACGACUCGCAGGUUUUGCGAUGCUCCCGAUGAGCGAGCCUCUAGCCGCUGCGACGGAACUAGAGCGUUGUGUCAAGGAGCUGGGCUUUGUGGGUGCAUUGAUCGAAAAUCACACGAGCGGGAAAUACUACGAUGACGAGCGCUUCUGGCCGGUCUUCAAGAAAGCGCAGGAGCUAGAGGUCCCUCCCUACAUCCACCCUACAUUCGCAAGCGAUUCGAUGAUGAUCGCGCUGGCUUUGAGUGCAUAUGGCUGGGCCUGGCACACGGAAACCGGCUUGCACAUCCUGAGAUUAUACGCCAGUGGAGUCUUCGAUCGUUAUCCCAAGCUGAGAAUCGUGGUCGACCAGAUGGGAGAGAUGCUUCCCUUCCAACUCGAGCGCGUGUUUACGGUCUCGGAAAGGUGGGGGCAGGAGAGGAGCUUUCGGGAUGUCUGGCGCAACAACAUCUGCAUCACGACCAGUGGCAUGUUCUCGUUGACUCUGUUGGCUUGUCUGUUGAAAGCAACUUCUAUCGAGCAUGUGCUGUACAGUGUCGAUUAUCCUUUUUCGGCGAAUGAGAAAGGUCUGGCGUUCUUUAGGGAGAUUCAGGAAAGUGGUCUUAUCGCAGGCAAGGACCUAGAAUUAUUUGCUUAUCGAAAUGCGGAGAACCUGCUGGGAGUCAGAGCGAGGAGCUCGUGA
Aspergillus saccharolyticus JOP 1030-1 is the source of this 936-nucleotide messenger RNA. RefSeq names its product amidohydrolase family protein. Lineage: Eukaryota; Fungi; Ascomycota; Eurotiomycetes; Eurotiales; Aspergillaceae. Bases 1 to 936 code for a protein of 311 amino acids. The transcript has 2 exons. Gene Ontology annotation, cellular component: cytoplasm; cytosol. The record is from RefSeq and is a predicted model, not a curated record. Gene Ontology annotation, biological process: secondary metabolic process. Gene Ontology annotation, molecular function: hydrolase activity; carboxy-lyase activity.